GAACGAGCUUAUGCUGACUGCUCAAAUUUGCGUGGUGACAAUCGCGAAACUGCAGCAGUCCCCAAUUAAAAACUGAACCAGCUUUAUUAUUUAAAAAAAAAAACAUACAACGGAAGCGCAUGCGCCGCUAACCCAAGGCGCGCAUCCCGAACAAUUAACUGCAUAAUGCCGAGUAAGCAAUAACGCCAACUUCACUUUUACGAAGAAUGAGCAAACAGAACGGUUCCCAAAAACUGAAAAGGGUCAGCAAAGAUGGCUUCAAAAAUGGCGGCAAAAAAAAGAAACCCUUUAAGAAGCAUAAAAUGAAGGAGGCAAAACAGGUGGGGAUAACAUCUCAGCCCUGUGGUAAAUGCCUGAACAGCAAGGGGGAAAUGCGACGUGCAGACCAACCCGACGCAAAACUCAAUUUCGCGAAGAAGGAAGAAGCAGAGGGGGGGAAGCACCCUCCAGUGACCAACAAAACGGUGACUAAAAGAUCCAAGUCAGAUUUUGUCGCUCCUGUCUUGAAGAAAAGAAUGAUAAGUAAAAAGUUAUCCAAAAAGAGGAAACAUGGGGGGAAGGCCCAAGGGGGGAAAAACGAGUCGCACUUCCAACCCAUUCUAAAUGGAUCUCCUUCACGAGAGGAUGCCGCUAACCGAGGGAAAAACACGUGUGAGGCCAGCAGCCCGUUCGCCUAUCGAACUGAUGGAGACCAACCAACCGAUAGGGCCGUCUUCCUUGACGAAUAUGAUAGCCAUUACGGAGAAAAGAAAAAGCAAAAAUAUAAGAAGAAAAAAAAAAUCCAACAGGACCCAGAAGAAAUAGUGAACUCAUCCCUGUUCAGAUACAUUAAUGAGUACAUGUACACCAACAGAAGCGAAACUGUGCAACAGAAGUUGAAGGAAACAAACAAUAUUUUUAACAUUUACCAUUCGGGGUACAGAAAUCAGAAGAAUAAAUGGCCCAAAAAUCCCGUUCAUGUGAUAAUCAGCCAUUUAAAAAAGAAUUUUACAAAAAAAAGUAAAAUAGCAGAUUUGGGAUGCGGAGAAGCAGAAAUAGCCCAGACGUUGAACGGCUGGUCUGUGACUUCCUACGAUUUAAUUCAGCUCAAUGAGCACGUCACGGCUUGUAACAUAACGGAGUUGCCGCUCCCAGACGAUUCUCACGAUUGCUUUGUUUUGUGCCUGAGUCUUAUGAACACGGACUGGCCGAAAGUUAUAUUUGAGGCGCUUCGAUGUCUUAAAAAGAGCGCAACCUUAAUAAUAGCCGAGGUGGUGAGCAGGUUUACGAACUACAAGGCGUUCAUGAAGUUCAUGAAGAACGUCGGGUUUACCUUCACCAACAGAGUAAAUUUGGACGAUUUUUUUUAUGUGCUAUUUUUUGAGAAUAAUAAAAAGGAGGACGCAUCCUACGCGGCGAAUGAGAAGAGAAUUAGGAAGGUUUCCAAGUUGCUGGCUCCCUGCGUUUACAAGAGGAGGUAG
Molecule: messenger RNA, 1460 nt
Organism: Plasmodium vivax (malaria parasite P. vivax)
Lineage: Eukaryota; Apicomplexa; Aconoidasida; Haemosporida; Plasmodiidae
Exons: 3
Coding region: 207-1460 (417 amino acids)
Cellular component (GO): nucleolus
Molecular function (GO): methyltransferase activity
Source: RefSeq, a predicted model, not a curated record